AUGACUUUUGAAAAACACGAAGAUGAAAAUUCUUUGCCUAGAACUACAGUAGAGAAAAUAGCUCAGGAAACAUUACCAACAAAGUGUGCUAUACAGAAGGAAGCUAAAGUUUUGUUAAAAGAUGCAAGUACAACAUUUUUAAUGAACUUAACACUAGAAGCAUUCAAAAUACAAGAAAAAGAUAAGAAAAAGACACUUUCAGCAGAUCAUAUAUGCCAAGCUUUGAGUAAAAUAAACUUUGGUGAGUAUGAAAGUGAAUGUAGACAGUCAUUAGAGGAUUAUAUGGAAUAUUCUAAACUCAAGCCAUCAAAACAAAACAAAUUAAAAGAUAGUGGAUUAUCAUUAGAUGUAUUACAUGAGCAACAGUUAAAAUUAUUUGAAAAGGCAAAAGUGGAGACUAAAGAUGGAUUUAAUCCUAAUGAUCAAGACUUUGAUAGAGAAGAUAUAAAAAUUGAUAAUGUAGAGGAAAUUAUAGAAAAUUCUAAAACUGAUCUAAAAGACAAUCGGUUAUCUUCAAAUGAAAAAGAAUUAGAAUUAUUUGAAAAAUCAAAAGUAGAAACCAAUAAUGAAUUUGAUUCUAUUGAUAAAGAUGUUGGAAUUUGUAUUAAUGAUAUGAAAGAUGUAAAUAAAGAUAAAUAA
This is a messenger RNA of Hepatospora eriocheir, 639 nucleotides long. NCBI's taxonomy places the organism in Eukaryota, Fungi, Microsporidia, Hepatosporidae. The record is from the annotation of a GenBank genome assembly.